Messenger RNA from Fonsecaea nubica, 1608 nucleotides. RefSeq lists its product as hypothetical. The record is from RefSeq and is a predicted model, not a curated record. The transcript has 6 exons. NCBI's taxonomy places the organism in Eukaryota, Fungi, Ascomycota, Eurotiomycetes, Chaetothyriales, Herpotrichiellaceae. The coding region runs from base 1 to 1608 and encodes 535 amino acids.
AUGCUCCUGCACAAGUCUUCUACAAGACCAGCGGUAUCACUGUAUCCAGUUGUUGGGGCCUUGUAUCGACCAUACGUGGGACCGCUGCCUACAUCUCCCUUCUACUGGAUGAAUCCGAGAAAGGUCCAUAUCCCUGUCCCAAUAGCGGAGGCACAGGCCCCCAAUUACAUCUGGAAUGGAGGCAGCCACUUCCACUCCUGCUUCGAGCUCGGGCUCGUCCCGGCGCAAAGCAUCGACGGCUUGUCUGAGCUGCAAGAUCCGAAAAUCAAAGGUGGUAUCUCCCCUCCCAACACGCCCCAUCAAGGUCGAUCAGGACUCAAAUGCAUAUACGACGCCACUCUCGACAGGCGACGGAAAAUCCAUUGGGAACGAGCCGAGACCGAGUCUACCCUUCAAAAGCAGCUGCUGCAGCGCCUCCUCCGUCUGAUUCACUCCGGAGAUGACGACAUUCGAAAGAGACUGAAAGAUGACAUUCCGAUUCGGAUGCUCGUGCAAAGGCUCGGCAUGGACACACCCGAACACGCUGCCACAUCGUCGAGCGCUGAUACUCCAGGGUCCUGGGCUUCAGCUCACGCCGAGAAGACAAGCCGCCAUGAGUUCGCAGAGGAUGUGAGUCAAAAGGAAGAGUUGAUUCGGCGGCAAGGAAUUUUCCCCGAAGGAGUCCACGACUUUGCGACAAGAGCAGGCCCCUCUACCGCAUGGGCCGAUCCGAGAUCAGAGGAAAGUGACCCCCGGGACAAAUUUCGAAUCUUUUGUUCAAGGACCCACGAUACUCCCAGUGUCGAGUUCGUCAGCAUAUUCGGUGACUCCUCAUUCUUGUCACCCGAGAUCAGGGCAAGUCAGGUUUUGACCUUGCAACAACAACAGCAGACACUCAAUCUUGACAUUCCAGAAUACCUCAUCCAACCAAUGCUGUUCGAGGGAGAGCGGUGUCCGAUAGCUGCUGUAUAUACUGAUUUCCGCGACUAUGGGCGUAGACAACUGGCGUCGGGAUUUCCCGUCGAAUUUGUUCUGGGGCCUCCCCAGGUGGACCUCACUCUCUAUUUCCGCAAUCGCAGGGCCGAAGACCCUCAUACCCCGGUGACCUGGGCCUGUGAGUACAUGCGCCUCCUGAAGAACUUCGACACGUAUGUAGCUCUGGCAUGGAUCUUCACCUAUACACAUUUCAUGCGCUGGACGAUUGCGCCUUCGGCGGCGACAUACGCACUGCUCCCAGAGGCAAUGAGACCGACACCUCUCCAGAGACUAGUCCGUCAUCACCCCGGAGUGGAUCUGCCUAUAUUCCCUGAAAUGCGUGACGGUCUGGUCCAGGAUAUGCGCGACUAUAUCGUCGCCAUCCAGACACUCGGCUGUAGCGUCAAUUGGGAAUAUGGAUUGGCAGGAGCGAUCGAUACGGACCCUGAGACGGGCAACAUGACCUUGUCAGACCGCUUCGCGACGCAUAUAUGUGACUUGUCGCACUGGUCCAUCAGCCAGAGAUUUGCCGACGUCUUUCCGGAGAUGCGAGGCUACUACCAGGUCGUUGGGCAGGACACGAUCCCCGCGUCAAAGGUCGAUGUCGAAGAGUUUCUUGGACAGAGGGCUCAAAGGCGUCCUGAAACCGACUAA